Molecule: messenger RNA, 323 nt
Organism: Staurois parvus
Lineage: Eukaryota; Metazoa; Chordata; Amphibia; Anura; Ranidae
Source: the annotation of a GenBank genome assembly
UCUGGUCCAUCAAGAGUCACUCUCAUCUCAUCAGUCCAUAGAACCUUUGAAAAACCCAUCUUCAAAUAUUUCUUGGCCCGGUCUUGACGUUUCAACUUAUGUGACUUGUUCGGUGAUGGUCAGGUUUCAGCCUUCCUUACCUUGGCCAUGUCUCUGAGCACUGAACACCUUGUACUUAUGGGCACUCCAGGUAGGUUGCAGUUCUGGAACAUGACAGCACUGGAGGAAAAUGGGUUCCUGGUAGCUUCAAGUUUGAUUCUUCUAAAAUCUUUGACAGUUAAUUUGUGUCUUUUUUCUCAAAAAGUUUGAUGGUACUGUGAUCA